AUGAAGGAGGAGGGUGUAAAGGAGGGGAUGAAGGAGGAGGGAGUAAAGGAGGGGAUGAAGGAGGAGGGAGUAAAGGAGGGGACGAAGGAGGAGGGCGUAAAGGAGGGGAAGAAGGAGGAGGGAGUCAAGGAGGGGAUGAGGGACGACGGAGGAGGGGGUAAAGGAGGGGAUGAAGGAGGAGGGAGUAAAGGAGGGGACGAAGGAGGAGGGGGUAAAGGAGGGGAUGAAGGAGGAGGGGGUAAAGGAGGGGAUGAAGGAGGAGGGGGUAAAGGAGGGGAUGAAGGAGGAGGGAGUAAAGGAGGGGAUGAAGGAGGAGGGAGUAAAGGAGGGGACGAAGGAGGAGGGGGUAAAGGAGGGGAUGAAGGAGGAGGGAGUAAAGGAGGGGACGAAGGAGGAGGGAGUAAAGGAGGGGACGAAGGAGGAGGGGGUAAAGGAGGGGAUGAAGGAGGAGGGAGUAAAGGAGGGGAUGUAGGAGGAGGGAGUAAAGAAGAGGACAAAGGAGGAGGGAGUAAAGGAGGGGAUGAAGGAGGAGGGAGUAAAGGAGGGGACGACGGAGGAGGGAGUAAAGGAGGGGACGAAGGAGGAGGGAGUAAAGGAGGGGACAAAGGAGGAGGGAGUAAAGGAGGGGAUGUAGGAGGAGGGAGUAAAGAAGAGGACAAAGGAGGAGGGAGUAAAGGAGGGGACAACAGAGGAGGAGGGAGUAAAGGAGGGGAGAUAGGAGGAGGGAGUAAAGGAGGGGACGAAGGAGGAGGGAGUAAAGGAGGGGACGACAGAGGAGGAAGUAAAGGAGGGGACGACGGAGGAGGGAGUAAAGAAGAGGACAAAGGAGGAGGGAGUAAAGGAGGGGACGACGGAGGAGGGAGUAAAGGAGGGGACAACAGAGGAGGAGGGAGUAAAGGAGGGGACGAAGGAGGAGAAAGUAAAGGAGACGAGGGAGGAGGGGGUAAAGGAGGGGACAACGGAGGAGGGGGUAAAGGAGAGGACGAUGGAGGAGGGAUAAAAGGAGGGGGACGACGGAGGAGGAAGUAA
This is a messenger RNA of Cheilinus undulatus (humphead wrasse), 1029 nucleotides long. Its product is annotated as glycine-rich cell wall structural protein 1.8-like. The record is from RefSeq and is a predicted model, not a curated record. NCBI's taxonomy places the organism in Eukaryota, Metazoa, Chordata, Actinopteri, Labriformes, Labridae. The transcript has 2 exons. Bases 1 to 1029 code for a protein of 342 amino acids.